AUGAAAACGAAAAAACAAGUAAUACUGACCGAACAACAAGGGCUAGGUGUUGCAUUAUGGUUAUGUCCAAAACCCAAUUCCGCACUCUAUGAUAAAUUGAGUACGUUACUGAGUUCUGUUAGCACUUUGUUCCCAGGCCUGCCGCCUAAAUUUGAACCACACAUCACCAUAACAACCAAUAUCCAAGUGGAUUUGGAUGAUCCCUCAAAGGCAAAAGACGAUGUAGAUAGAAUUUUAUCUGCAAGUGCGAUAGCUUUGCGAUCUUUACCUAAAAAUCAUUCAAAUCUAGUAAAAUUGGGCAAGAUCAAUAGCCAGAGAAAGUUUUUUCAAAAACUAUAUUUUGAAGUGGAACUGGAUCCAAAUUUGAUUUCGUUUGCCAGAAUAAUGAGGGAGAUUUUUGUGAUAACUCCCGAGGAUAUUGAAGCCGAAAAUAGAAAAUGUAAUCCGCACCUAUAUACAACCGAUAGUCAUGGCAACACUGUAAAGAGGAAACCACUGAAAAAAAAGGUUACUAGUAGUUGGAAUGGCGGCCAAGUAGAAAAUCAACAAACUAAGCAGUUUGACACGGAGGAGAUUCGUAGAAGAGCAUCUUACAAAGCCGCCGAGUGGGCGGAACUGGAAUACCACCCACAUCUAUCGUUGGUCUACAGCAAUCUUUGGCCUAUAGAUAACGCUCUAUGGAGAACGAUAAAGACGCGAAUCACAGACUAUCUCGGGGUAGAAGAUGUCGAUGCUGAAGGAAUGCAAGAUAUGGGUUAUGGCUGGGAUGGAGGAGUGCUAAAGUUGGUGCUUUGUGAGGGAGAAGUUUACGAGUGGAUUGUACUAGGCAGUGUCGAUAUACACUAA
Molecule: messenger RNA, 846 nt
Organism: Lodderomyces oxycetoniae
Lineage: Eukaryota; Fungi; Ascomycota; Pichiomycetes; Serinales; Debaryomycetaceae
Product: 2',3'-cyclic-nucleotide 3'-phosphodiesterase
Exons: 1
Coding region: 1-846 (281 amino acids)
Biological process (GO): cyclic nucleotide metabolic process
Molecular function (GO): 2',3'-cyclic-nucleotide 3'-phosphodiesterase activity
Source: RefSeq, a predicted model, not a curated record